AUGGCUGAACCCCCCCCAAUCAAGCAGCCCCAGGGCAACAAGAAGAGAAAACCCUCGACGAUAGCCGAGUCCGCCGGACCGAAGAAGAGCAGAGCGGCCUCGAGCGGCCCCACGACACCGCUGCCCGCGCACGACGCCCUCCUCGCCAGCCUGAGGCCCAAGUACGACGUCCUUCCCGCCUUCACAAUCUCCUCGACCAAGAUCCAGAAGCGGGUGAACUGGCUCCUGCUGCAUCUGCGCAAGGACGACGGCGACCCGAGGAAGCGCGCCGUGCUCCUCUACGCGCGGCCGGGCGACGUCGUCAAGAUGAUCACCAUCGCGGAGCUCGUGAAGCGCAUCGUCGCGGAGGACGAGGGCGGGCGGUGGUACCAGUACAACCAGAUGUGCGAGCUCCCGCCGAAAGCCGACGUCGUGGAGGAGACCAUGCUGGGCGGCGGCGGCCUCGCCAAGGCCGCGGCGGGCUCUGACGACGAUUUCGAGGUCAUGGAGAGCCGGUUCGAGAGGGCGGUCCUGCCUCCGCCGGCCAGCCGCGCGGCCAAGUCACUGAGCGUCUUCCUAUCGCUCGCGCCCAUUCCCGAGUUGAGGGCCAAGGACGGCGUCACCACCCAGACGAACGAACCCCAGGGUGCCUCGACGAGCACCGCCACAAAGUAA
Messenger RNA from Colletotrichum graminicola M1.001, 654 nucleotides. RefSeq lists its product as uncharacterized. The coding region runs from base 1 to 654 and encodes 217 amino acids. The record is from RefSeq and is a predicted model, not a curated record. The transcript has a single exon. Lineage: Eukaryota; Fungi; Ascomycota; Sordariomycetes; Glomerellales; Glomerellaceae.